Messenger RNA from Capra hircus (goat), 5777 nucleotides. RefSeq names its product methionyl aminopeptidase 1 (gene METAP1). Lineage: Eukaryota; Metazoa; Chordata; Mammalia; Artiodactyla; Bovidae. The record is from RefSeq and is a predicted model, not a curated record. Gene Ontology annotation, molecular function: metalloaminopeptidase activity. Gene Ontology annotation, biological process: proteolysis. Bases 64 to 1224 code for a protein of 386 amino acids. The transcript is spliced from 11 exons.
GCCAUUCCUCCCUCCCUCCUCCCCUUCUUCCUCGGCGAGGCGCUCCUCCAGUAGCCAGGCAGCAUGGCGGCGGUGGAGACGCGUGUGUGCGAGACGGACGGCUGCAGCAGCGAGGCCAAGCUCCAGUGCCCCACCUGCAUCAAGCUGGGCAUCCAGGGCUCGUACUUCUGCUCGCAGGAAUGUUUUAAAGGAAGUUGGGCAACUCACAAGUUAUUGCAUAAGAAAGCAAAAGAUGAAAAGGCCAAGCGAGAAGUGUCUUCCUGGACUGUAGAAGGUGAUAUCAACACUGACCCAUGGGCAGGUUAUCGAUAUACUGGAAAACUCAGACCCCAUUAUCCACUGAUGCCAACAAGGCCAGUGCCAAGUUAUAUUCAAAGACCAGAUUAUGCCGAUCACCCUUUAGGAAUGUCCGAAUCUGAGCAAGCUCUUAAAGGUACUUCUCAAAUUAAGUUACUCUCAUCUGAAGAUAUAGAAGGGAUGCGGCUUGUAUGUAGGCUUGCUAGAGAAGUAUUGGACAUUGCCGCUGGGAUGAUUAAACCAGGUGUAACUACUGAAGAAAUAGAUCAUGCUGUACACUUAGCAUGCAUUGCAAGAAAUUGCUAUCCUUCACCCCUGAAUUAUUAUAAUUUCCCAAAGUCUUGUUGUACUUCAGUGAAUGAAGUGAUUUGCCAUGGAAUUCCAGACAGACGGCCCUUGCAAGAAGGUGAUAUUGUUAAUGUGGACAUCACUCUUUAUCGGAAUGGUUAUCAUGGGGACCUGAAUGAGACAUUUUUUGUUGGUGACGUGGAUGAGGGAGCUCGGAAACUGGUUCAGACCACGUAUGAGUGCCUGAUGCAAGCCAUUGACGCAGUAAAGCCUGGUGUUCGAUACAGAGAAUUGGGAAACAUUAUCCAGAAGCACGCACAAGCAAAUGGAUUUUCAGUUGUUCGAAGUUACUGUGGGCAUGGAAUCCACAAGCUUUUUCAUACAGCCCCCAAUGUACCCCACUAUGCCAAAAAUAAGGCAGUUGGAGUGAUGAAGGCUGGUCAUGUAUUUACGAUUGAGCCAAUGAUUUGUGAAGGCGGAUGGCAGGACGAAACCUGGCCGGAUGGCUGGACGGCGGUGACGAGAGACGGGAAGCGGUCUGCCCAGUUCGAGCACACUCUGCUGGUCACGGACACUGGCUGUGAGAUCCUGACCCGGCGGCUUGACAGCGCGCAGCCUCACUUCAUGUCCCAGUUUUAAUUUCCCCCAAGACGGCACAUCUCAGUUACACUUUGUGGCUGUACUCCGCAUUUUAUUGAGAGUACAGGAUGGAAGAGGAAGUUUUUUUAUUACUUGUUUUGUUUCGACUAUCGAUAAGGAAGGACUGCAACAUCUGACGUGUGUCCUCAAGAACUUGUCUUGGGUCUGAAAAGGUCAAGAAGAAGAAAGGAAGCAUUUCUCAACUCCCCUCUUCACCCCCCCCCCAAAUCUCUGCACCCCUGUUUUUCUUCCUUGCCCUUUGAGCACUUUUACUUAAACCUGCUUCUAGUUGCUUCUGUCCCUGCCGCCGCUGGGCCAGCACCGCCAGCUGCUUUCCAGGUGAGUGCUGGGGAAGAGAAUCCUUGAGACCUGUGACAUACAUUGCUCCCAAUUUUUUUUUAUUAUUAUGUAUGUGUGGAAGUAUACAUAUAUACAUUUUAGAUUCCAUGUAUGUAAUUACUGAAUACUAUGUGACCUGGGGUUUGUACUGAUUCUGCCCUGAUGGCGUUCUGUGCUGUCAUAAACGGACCCAUCGUUUGCAGUGAUUUAAUUCCCAGCUCGAAAUUGGCUUCCCUCCUUCCCCUGCUAAUGAUUUACGCUUAUAAUUGUGCAUAAGAAAGCACUCGGUCAGUGAGACCCUCCAAUGUGGGCUCUGUGUGAGUGAAUGUAUGUGGCAAAAUCCACUUUGGACAAAGGUUGGGUUUUUAAAAGUCAAGUUUAUGGCAGAAACAGCAGUGCUCCAAGCGGAAGCUGGCUGUUGUAGAGAAUGAUGUUUUUGUAACACAUUGCUAUUUCAGACCUCUCUUUGGUCAUAAUGGGAGGAAAAAUGCUCCCUUCCCCUCUCUGUCCUCCUUCAAGGGCAUACCUUGGAGAGAUACUCAGAGAAGGCUGGAGGUUGCGCUGUGGAAGCUGGGGAAGAGACAGUUCUGAAGCCUCUCCAGCAGGGAGCAGAGUCUGGAAGUGCUAACCUCUGGCAAAGCUGGUGGUGGGGCAGAAGGACGUCUCUGGAGGUUGGGCAGUUCCCUAGGAGUAGGGAUGCGCUGUCCUGGGUGUGCUGAAGCCACACUGCUCCUUCACACAGUUGGGAGCCUCAUCAGAAAUGACCUCUGCUGCCCAGCAUCUGUGCUGCUCUCAGUAGUUCAGUCCCAAAUGGAAGAGUGUCCAGUAAAGACAGAUCAGAGUCAUUGUCGCUGGAGAUUACUUGAUUACCGGGUAUCUGGAAACUGUAUGCGAAGAUAAUUGGAGUCCACUGACAUGUCACACUUGUAAGAGAACAUCUUUCCCAGAGUGCCUCAGACCUUUAUUGCUUUAAAGGAAUCACGAUAAUGUUUUCAUUACUUUUUAUUAUUUUGGUGAUUUAGUAAUGUGGCUGAAUCUGGUAUAGACUCUUGGGGGUAUGUGUGUGAAGUUUUUUAUCAAACUGUAAUAUUUGUGAAUGGAAUGCCUUGCAAUAUAAAUGUUUAUAAUGUGUAAAGGGAGAUUAAAAAGUGUGAAUGAUUAUUCUGCCAUGUGGUCGUUAACUUUGCUGCAUUUUGUUUGAGAUUUUAGAAAGAAGUGAUGGGAAUGGAGUGGCUGAUUUCACCAUCUAAAAUAAACUCAUGACGAUUUGAGUAAAAAUACUUUUUAAUGUUGAAUGACUGUGUAAAAAUUCCAGUCCUGUGUUUAGUUCAGGAGUACCUGUGUAGUAUUUGAGAUGUAACCAUGUUUCUGAGAGUUGUUUAAGACAAAGAUUGCCACACAGGUAGUGCAGCAUCUUAUGUACUGAUCAUGGAAUUAGCGGUGUGGGCUUAUUCAGUGUCUACUUUUAGAAAACAAGCUCAAGGAAAAAAAUCUUGGUGGGAUGGUUUUUUUGUUGUUGUUAAAACACCACACUGGUGAUGAUGCUUUUCUCAGUUCGGGAGAUGUAAAAACAGCAUGGGACUCUAGUCUAAUUGUAUAUGUCUAAUUACAAAUGUUUAUUAGAUUUAGAUAAGAAAACAUCUAGGGUAGUUUUAUCAUUCUGCCAACUUCUCAGAAAUGUCAUUGUGUUAACUUUUUAUUUUUUGUAUUAACUUUUAAAAUAUUUUUUUCCCCCUGCCAGUUGUUCAGCCCCCUUUUAAUGAUAAUUUAGAAGGGAAACAUGUUUGCAUUUUAUCUUCAGUUUAUGGCUUUUGGUGACAAAAUGUGUAAAGGCGAAUUAGAACCCAUUCACCAACGCUUUUAUGUUACUUGUCACCCUCGUGUCUAAAUUGAUAGGAAGAAGAUGUGUAGGAAUUUGCCAUCUUAGCUUGACUUCUCAGUUUGUCCUGUCGUCGCUCUGGCUUUUCACUGAGUCCGAUUAAAUUCGAGAGACGGAUGUUCCACUUUGCUGAAGCCCCCGAAUUGUGUCUGUAAGCUAUUUCUGCCCCCUUACCCACCCCGUUUUUUUUUUUUUUUAACUUCCAGCUUUUAAUUUUGAAGAUUUUUCGAAUUUACAGAAAGUUGAUAGUGCAGUGAAAUACCCACAUACCUUGUCCUGUAUUCAGCAGUUGUUACCGUGCCUCAUCUCUUGAUAAAAUAAGCGUUUUCCUUUUGCGAGGAAUGGCAUCGUACUUUAUCUGCUACUGUCGCACAACUCUUUUAAAACGUAAAGACAUUUCCUGCACGAUCAUUGUACAGUCGUCACACCCAAGGAACUGAAUGUUCAGAGCUGUCUAAUGUGUAGUACACAUUCACACUGAGUCAGCUUUCUCCAGAGUGCUCUUUUUUUUAAAUGCAGAGUCCAAACCCAUGGCAUUCAGUUGUCAUCUGUAGGUUUUUUUUUAAACUGUAGAACAACCCUUUUCCACCAUUUUUUGAUCUCUCAGGAAACUGACACUUGAAAAAGUAGGCUCCCCCUCACUCUGCCCACUUCUUUUUGAGUAUCAGCAUUAGCUUAUUGAUUGUUUCUAAAAGUGUUGGUCACUCUAAAUGUUCCAUGUUUGGCCAGUGGAAGCACCUUUAAGCUUAUUUAUGGGUCAUUUUGCUCUAUGCCUAUCAGUCUUAGGGCAUGUUCUUGAUUUUCACCAUAUGUUCUCAGUUUGUCAUAUACUUUUCCUGCCCCAGAUUGGGAACUGGCUACUUUUCCAAGGAGCCCUGGUUUCUCUUCAUGAGGAAUGGUAUUUGGAAAUCAAGAUCUGGGUACUGCUGGGGUGUUAAUUGCUCCUUGGCCCUUUCAGGGAACAGAGCCAGGAACUGCAUUUUUUAUAAAUUCAUGUUGAUGUAUGGCAAAAACCAUCACUAUUGUAAAGUAAUUAUCCUCCAAUUAAAAAAUUGAUUAAAAAAUAAAUCAUGAAUUCAUUCUGAUACUUUGAUUUCAUAUUUAAUACUAGCCUUCCUAACCCUUCCCUGUUUCAUAUUUGUAUUUUCCUUCUCCCACGGUGAGAAUUUUGGUUCUGAACAACACUAAUAUUUACUUAUUUGCUUGAUUCUACAUGACAUGUAAAAUAAUUUCAGAAUUACAACACCAAAAUCACUACCAACAAUAAACCUAAGUGCCAAAUUUGUGGUUGCUCCUGUUCUUGGAGUAUAUCUCACUAGGAGGGUACUGGUUUAAAAGUUAAUUGAAGUAAUUUGUUUUGAUUCUGCUGUAUUCUAAAUUGCAUAAAUCAUGUGUGUGCUGCUUGUUGCUAAGUUGUAUCUAACUCUUUUGCAACCCCAUGGACUGCAGCUCGCCAGGCUCCUCAGGCUCCUCUGCCCAUGGGCUUUCCCAGGCAAGAUAUUGGAGUGGGUAGCCAUUUCCUUCUCCAGGGAUCUUCCUGACCCAGGGAUCGAACCUGCAUCUCCUGCUUGGCAGGCAGAUUCUUUACCACUGAGCCCCCUGGGAAGCCCAUAAACCCAUGAGCUAUUUUUUAAUAAUAAAUGCAGUGAUCUUGAGGGCUAAAGCAUGCUUUAGAGAUAGUGGAGAUAUUUUAGUGGCCUCAGAGUUGGAAACACUGGAAUUGAUUGAGAUAGUGUGAUACUACGAUUUUGUCUACAUUUGAUGGUGUGUGUUCUCUAGCUACCAGAGGAGCAAAUUGUACCACUUGUAAUGUGGAUGUAUAGCCCAUUUUCUAAUAGACUGGGAAAAAACAUGUGGAUAUGGUUUUACAAUACAGGCUGCAUUAUGCUGAUAUUCUAGAAGUUAUUAACAUGUUUUGCUUUAUUUAGAAAAAUGAACAUCUAAAGAAAGGCAGCACAGGCUCCAUGCAUUGAAAUUCUGUGGCCCCACUUAGUCUCAACUUAGAAGGGUAGGCAGCUUUCUCCUUACAUCUUUUUCCUUUUGGUGCCAAGUAUUAAAAAAAAAAUGGCUUGCAUUUGGUCAUCUUACAAAGGAAAGGCAGGAGUAAGGUGGCCUUGGUGACCUGUUACCUGCUGCUUUUCAUUCUGGGGACUUAAGUGAGCAACAGCAGAGCUGUCUGUAUAUGGUAAUUCUGUUAUUAUAUUAAAAUAUGUGUCAAUAUUGCCAAAAAAUAUGCCAAAAAUCAGUUUAUGUGGAGCACUCAAGAAGGGCUUCCUGGAAAGAUUUUCACUUACCACUUAUGUUAAGAGUUCAAAGUAAAGUUUUAAAUAAUCUC